This is a messenger RNA of Carica papaya (papaya), 1146 nucleotides long. Its product is annotated as putative pectinesterase 63. Gene Ontology annotation, molecular function: pectinesterase activity. The record is from RefSeq and is a predicted model, not a curated record. Gene Ontology annotation, biological process: cell wall modification; pectin catabolic process. Lineage: Eukaryota; Viridiplantae; Streptophyta; Magnoliopsida; Brassicales; Caricaceae.
AUGGCUCCAAAAAACCAACUAUCGAUUCUCGCGUCACUUUCAGCUACCCUGCUUUUCCUUCAGCUCAUGAUUUCCACGGCUGCUAUCUCUCUCUCACAUUCUUCGUUCAUCGGCAGAAUCCCUCGGAAUACUCGCCGAGUACAUUCUAAUUACAGGCUUUUGGAGGACACGAUGAAGCCGGUCGCCGGUGAUAUCAAGAGUGUGAUCAGGGUUGCCAAAGACGGCACAGGCGAUUUCUCGACGGUGACUGAUGCAGUGAAGAGUAUACCGUCGGGGAACACACGUAGCGUGGUGGUUUGGAUAGGUGGGGGUACGUACUGGGAGAAGAUCACCAUCGAUAGAUCCAAGAAGUUCAUCACGUUCUACGGAGAUCCCGAGAAUAUGCCCACCAUCGUCUUCAACGGGACGGCGGCGCAGUACGGGACGCUGUAUAGUGCCACCGUGGCCGUGGAGAGCGAUUACUUCAUGGCUGUGAAUAUUGAUUUUGUGAAUUCAGCUCCAAUGCCAGACGGAAAACGAAAAGGAGCACAGGCGGUGGCAAUGAGAAUAUCAGGGGACAUGGCAGCCUUCUAUAACUGCAGUUUCUUAGGGUUUCAAGACACGUUGUGUGACGAUAGAGGCAGACAUUUGUUCAAAGAUUGUUACAUUCGUGGCACUUAUGAUUUCAUUUUUGGAAAUGGCAGAUCGGUCUAUUUGAAUUCGAUUCUCCAUUCAGUGGCAAUUGGGAUGGGUGUGGUCACAGCACAGGCAAGAGAGAGCGAGGAAGACGAGAGCGGAUUCAUCUUUCUGCAUUGCAAAAUUAAGGGAAGAGGCGACAUUCUCUUGGGUCGUGCUUGGAAGAGCAGAUCCAGAGUUAUAUUUGCUCAUUCUGACAUGGCUUCUCUCGUCAACCCUCUUGGCUGGUCUACUGGCCAUCACCCAGAACGUGAAAAGACAGUGUAUUAUGGAGAAUACAAGUGCAGUGGCAGAGGUGCUAAGACUUCUGGGAGAGUUGGAUUCGCGAAGAUGCUCUCAGAUGAAGAAGCCAAACCCUUCUUGGGCACAACAUUCAUACAAGGAUCCCAGUGGAUUCUCCCACCUCCUAAACUCUAAAACCUUUUAUAUCUUCACUUUCUUAAUUUUGUAAAUCAUCAGAUCAGACUUCCA